AUGACGCUUAUGAAGUCGCUUGUGCUCGAGAAGCCCGGGGAGAUCCGGCUGCGCGAGAUUGAGGUGAACGACGUGCUGGGCGAAAAUGACGUGCGGGUGAAGGUGCACACCGUCGGCAUCUGCGGCAGCGACGUUCACUACUACGAGUACGGCCACAUUGGACCGUUUGUGGUGAAGCAGCCCAUGAUUCUCGGCCACGAGGCUGCCGGCACCGUUGUGGCGGUGGGAAGUAAAGUGAGGCACCUCAGCGUGGGAGACCGCGUCGCGAUGGAGCCCGGUAUCCCCAACAUGACGUCGCCGCAGACACUCGCGGGCCUGUACAACCUUGACCCCGACAUUGCCUUCUUUGCCACUCCGCCCGUGCACGGCUGCCUUAGCACAACUGUCAUUCACCCCGCGAUACUGUGCUUCAAGCUGCCCGAAAACGUGAGCUACGAGGAGGGGGCUCUUUGCGAGCCCAUCGCCGUUGGCAUGCACUCGGCGACGAAGGCAGGCGUGAAGCCUGGCGAUGUGGCACUGGUCAUUGGCUCAGGGACCAUUGGAAUUGUGACGGCCCUCGCCGCCCUCGCCGCCGGCUGCUCAGACGUCAUCAUCUGCGACGUGGUGGAGGGGCGCCUCAAGGCGGCGGCGCAGUACGAGCACGUGCACCCGGUUCUCUCGAAGGGCAAUGCUGUCAAGGAGAAGGUGCAACAACUGACGGACGGACAGGGUGUGGACUGCGUAUUCGAAUGCAGUGGGGCCGCUGCGGCGUACCCACUUAUUUACGAGCACGCCGCUCCUGGCGCGACGGCAGUUUUGACCGGCAUGCCCGUGGACCCCGUCACCUUUGACGUGGUGGCCGCGCAGGCUAAAGAAAUUACGUUUCAGACCAUCUUCCGCUACCGCAACAUGUACCCACGGGUCAUUCGUUUGCUUCGCUCGGGAAGGAUGAAUGUGAAGCCGCUUGUGACGGGCAGAUUCAAGCUGCGGGACGGCGUGAAGGCGUACGAGCGCGCCGCUUUGCGCAACCCCACUGAUGUAAAGAUCAUUAUUGAGAUGGAGUAG
This is a messenger RNA of Trypanosoma conorhini, 1044 nucleotides long. Its product is annotated as d-xylulose reductase. Gene Ontology annotation, molecular function: zinc ion binding; oxidoreductase activity, acting on the CH-OH group of donors, NAD or NADP as acceptor. The transcript has a single exon. NCBI's taxonomy places the organism in Eukaryota, Euglenozoa, Kinetoplastea, Trypanosomatida, Trypanosomatidae. Bases 1 to 1044 code for a protein of 347 amino acids. The record is from RefSeq and is a predicted model, not a curated record.